GUCGAACCCACCCAAGCCAUUCAGGGUAGUUGUAGUCCACUUGUAAGUUACGCUCGGCCAGAUAUAGCCCGCCUUAGCACCCAUUUAGAACCCUCUAUCUCUUUGGGAACCGCCGCGGUGAUCCCAGUGGGGGGUCGGUCCUCGUCGCCGCGGCCGGAUUCGCCUCGAAGUCCUGGCCAGAGCGCGCCCCGGAGAAGAGUUUUGGGGAGUGGCGGUGUCGGAACCUUCCUUGACAUCGCCCAGACGUUCGCAUUCUUCCGGCGAGGCCAGUGUCAGCACAUCCGGACCAUCUUUGACCAUUUUGGACCAGCUCGAGAAAAUUGAGACCGACACGCGCGACAGCAAACGAUUGCACGGGGAGAACGGACGCCGGAGUGCUGGCCAGCUCCUCGCCCCCGCCACUGAGGAGCAGCUGGGCCUGCGCGGGCGGGCCGCCAAGGGCGACUGCGCGCGCGCGGCGCUGCUGGCCCCGGACCCCCCGGCGCCCGAGCCCCCUGAAGGCGCGCCCCCCGAGCUGCCCGAGAGGGCGGCGCCGCACGCCGUGGAGGUUCGCGCGCGGGCCCUGGGGGACCGGCUCCAGGGCCUGUGGGCGCUGCUGGACGGCGAGGCUCCGGCGCGCCGCGGGCAGCGGGGCGCGGCGGAGGGGCGCACGGCGACGCCGCGCGCCGCGAGCGCGGAGGAGACCGCCGGGGCGAGGCUGGGCGAGGUGUGCGCGGAGGUGCAGGCCGUGAGGGCGGAGGUGGCCAGCAACCAUAGGGAGGUGCAGUCCGCACAGGAGCGCCUGGCGCGGGAGCUCGAGUCGCGUCUGGACGCUGCCGCCGCUCUGUGGGGCGCACCGUCGGCGAGGGCCGAGGGGGCCGAGGCCCUGGGCAGGCUGGAGAGCCAGGUGCAGCUCAUGCUCUCGCAGGCCGAGGCUCACCGGAAAGCCGAUGUGGCUGUCAUUAGCGAGCUGCGGGAGCGCCUAGCGAAGUGCGAGUCGAGCAGGGCCGACUCCGAUAUCGGCGGGCUGCGGCAGAACGUGGGCAAAUUGACAGCAGAGUGGGAUUGCUACAGGGACCAGAUGGAUGCCGCGCGCCGAGCUCACGAGAGGGUCGGCAAGCCGUCCCAAGAGCGGGAGGCUGGCAGGGGAGACGCAGACGUUUGGGCCGAGCUGAAGGGAGUGCUCGAGGUGCAGCUCGCCACGAGCGACCGUCGGGCUAGGGAGGUCGACGCCGCGCUCGAGCAGCUGCGGACAAGGAUGGACAGUCUUUGCGUGGGCGUUGAGGAGAGGAAGGCCGACAGCGAGAAAGUGUGCAGGUUGUGCGACAGGGUCAACCAUCUGAUCACGAGCAGUGAGGCUCAAAUGGCGGAGACCAAGACGGUGCGGGACACGGUGGACCGGCUGACGGUCUGCUGCGACGCACGGGAGCAAGAUAGCCAGGGAGCCCUAAGCUGCUUGCGAGGAAGGUUGGACGAGCUCGCCCAGCUCGGGGAAGCCCACAGAGCGAGCGUGACCGAGACCAUCGGCAAACUGGGCGACAAAUUAGAUAGACUGCCCACCCCAGAUAGGGUGGCUGAGUUUGACAAGCUGGCCGAGCAGAUCGCUACGAGCAGUCGGCGAGCAGAGGAGGUCGACGCCGCGCUCGAGCAGCUGCGGACAAGGAUGGACAGUCUCUGCGUGGGCGUUGAGGAGAGGAAGGCCGACAGCGAGAAAGUGUGCAGGUUGUGCGACAGGGUCAACCAUCUGAUCACGAGCAGUGAGGCUCAAAUGGCGGAGACCAAGACGGUGCGGGACACGGUGGACCGGCUGACGGUCUGCUGCGACGCACGGGAGCAAGAUAGCCAGGGAGCCCUAAGCUGCUUGCGAGGAAGGUUGGACGAGCUCGCCCAGCUCGGGGAAGCCCACAGAGCGAGCGUGACCGAGACCAUCGGCAAGCUGGGCGACAAAUUAGACGGGCUGCCCGCGCCCGACGAGCUGGCCAAUCUCCGGGCCUCCGUGGAGGAGCACGCGGCGGCCGUGGCGGAGCUCGGCCUCUCCGUGCGCUCCGUGGGCACCCGCAGUGCCGAGGGCCUCGCCGAGCUCCGCCUGGAGGUGGAGGCGGGACAGGGCCCGGCGGACGACGAGUGGGCCAGCGGACUUGGCGGCGGAGGUGCGGGAGCUCCAGGGGCGAUACGCCCUGCUCCAGGAGAGGCGGUGGAGGAGCGCCUCUCCGUGGCCGUCUGGCGGAUCGACCGGCAGCUCCCGGAGGCCCUCGAGAGGGUCGAGUGGCUGGCGGGCGAGAACGCGGAGCGGCACGCGCGGCUGCAGGAGCACGACGUGCGCCUGGGCAUGGCGCUGACGCGCCUCGCCGCGCACGAGCAGAAGGUGCAGGCCUUCUCCGACAGGCUAGAGCUGCUCCCCAGCCUCGCCCAGCUCCGAGGCAUGUGGCAGGACGAGCUGCGGCGCCGCCUGGAGGAGGCGGACGUGCGCGGCCUCGGCCAGACCGUGGCCUCGCAGGCGGGGGCCAUCGAGGAGCUCACGGACGCGGUCCAGGCGCUCUGCGACCGGCUGGCGCUGCGCGGGGACCUGCCCCCGGCCGCCCAGCAGCCGCUCUGAGGGGCCCGCCAGGGCGCGCGGGCGGGGGAUGGAUGGGGCCCGCGGGCCUGGGGAGCCGUGCGGUCCAUCAGCGGCCGGGCUGGGGAAGCGUGCGCGCAGCAUCUCGGGCCGCCCUGUUCACCUCCCGCUCCUCUUCCUCCUCCUCCUCCUCCUCCUCCUCCUCACUUCCACCUCUUCCUUCUCAUCCUAACUGCUGGCGAGCUUGUGAACGGAGGGCGCCACGGAGACGCCAAGUCGCACCGUUGCCCGCGGCGCAUGCGAAUGCGAUCGCCCCGCAGACAGUGCCGAGACUUCGCGCAGGGUGGGAAA
Prorocentrum cordatum is the source of this 2884-nucleotide messenger RNA. The record is from the annotation of a GenBank genome assembly. NCBI's taxonomy places the organism in Eukaryota, Dinophyceae, Prorocentrales, Prorocentraceae.